UUUUUUUUUUCCCCUCCUCCCUCCUCCCUUCCUAGGAGCGGUGUGAAAGGGGGUAUUUUCUUCAGGGUAUAAACCUGAGAAUACAGAAGAAGAGAGGCUAAGAGCUUUACCUCAUUGCCUCAUUCUCCUUUUCAUGUGAACAUCCUGCACCAUUUACUUCGCCCUGCCGUACCUUUCACCUGGCCAGCGCUGCCCAGAUCAUGUCCGCUAAGCUCCUGCCGGUUUUCUUCCUUCUCUCAGUGUUUCACGCCUGUUCUAGGAAGGUUGAAGAAGAUGAAUAUGAAGAUGGAACACCUAACCAAAAAUGGGUUUUAGCUCCAAAAACACAAGACACAGAUGUGACUCUCAUACUAAACAAGCUGCUGAGAGAGUAUGACAAAAAGCUACGUCCAGAUAUUGGAAUAAAACCGACAGUUAUUGACGUUGACAUUUAUGUCAACAGCAUUGGUCCUGUAUCAUCAAUAAAUAUGGAAUAUCAAAUUGAUAUAUUUUUUGCCCAGACAUGGACAGAUAGCCGUCUUCGCUUCAACAGCACCAUGAAAAUACUGACUCUGAACAGCAACAUGGUUGGCUUGAUCUGGAUCCCAGACACAAUAUUUCGUAACUCGAAGACUGCGGAGGCUCACUGGAUCACCACCCCCAACCAGCUCCUCCGCAUAUGGAAUGAUGGCAAGAUCUUGUACACCCUUAGGCUUACCAUUAAUGCUGAGUGCCAGCUUCAGCUGCACAAUUUCCCAAUGGAUGAACACUCAUGUCCUUUGAUAUUCUCUAGCUGUGAUUAUGUAGUCAUGACUAUAUACUUCGACUUAAGUAGAAGAAUGGGAUACUUCACUAUUCAAACAUACAUUCCCUGUAUAUUAACAGUUGUUCUUUCCUGGGUAUCCUUUUGGAUUAAAAAAGAUGCCACACCAGCAAGAACAGCAUUAGGCAUCACCACAGUACUGACCAUGACAACUCUGAGUACCAUUGCGAGGAAGUCAUUACCCCGUGUCUCCUAUGUCACUGCUAUGGAUUUGUUUGUCACUGUAUGCUUUCUAUUUGUCUUUGCUGCUCUGAUGGAGUAUGCAACCCUUAACUACUACUCAAGCUGCAGAAAACCAAACUGUACUAAGAAGAAAAAGUCGCUACCUGAUGUCAGUUUUGGUCACGUGAUGAAUUAUUCUGUACUUGACAUGAGGCCACCAACUACAGUCAUCACAUUGAACAAUGCCAUGUAUUGGCAAGAAUUCGAAGAUGCAUGCGUCUAUGAGUGUCUGGAUGGUAAAGACUGCCAGAGCUUUUUCUGUUGCUAUGAAGAGUGUAAAUCAGGCUCAUGGAGGAGAGGAAGGAUUCACAUAGACAUCUUAGAACUGGACUCUUACUCUAGGGUCUUUUUCCCUACAUCCUUCCUGCUGUUUAACCUGGUCUACUGGGUCGGAUACCUCUAUCUUUAAGUGUUGCCUGUAGUGAUGAAGACUGCUGGGUUUUCACAUUGAUGAGGACUGGUCAAAGUGCAGAAAAAGUGAAGGACAUGCUCAGUUUCAUCUCAAAUUAUAAAGGCCACAUGAAACUUCACCAUCACAGAGCCUAACGAAGAAUUCAGUGUGUAAAUUGCCUGAAAAAGAAAAACGUGGAAGAAUUCUCUCCUUACCGUUAUUCAGUUAAAAGAUUCUUACAAAAUUCAGCUGAAUCUGUAGUGUAAGCAAUGUUUAUGAAUAAUUAUUGUAUAUUAGAAUCUCUACUACUCUCCCUUGGCAUAGAAGCUAUACACAAUUCAGGCAAAGGUUAAAUAUGUCAUUUUUUGAUUUUUCAUUCCCAUGCUUUCUUCAAAAUGCUGCCACAUCCCUGAGGCUCAGAGCAGCAUACACUGGCACUGGUAAAUAAGUCAAAGCCAAUGAAACCACCCAUUUGUAUUUAAAAUUAUUUGAGCUAUGUCCCAUAUGUUUUGAUAAAUCUUUCACUGUUGAUCUCUUUUUUACAGAAGAACCACUAAAGGACAGUAAAAGUGUCUCUGGUGGGAUCAAAGCAUGGAUGCUACUUUCUGUAAAGGUUUGAGAGUCAUAGAAUUAGACACACAGUUACAGAUAUUGGUUUCAAUUUCAGGUGAAAAGGCAGAAUUACAAGAAAGCUAUUUAUUUUGAUAUAAAUAAAAGACUUGCCUAUCCCGGAGGCAGCUGUAGGCAUAA
Pogoniulus pusillus (Red-fronted tinkerbird) is the source of this 2165-nucleotide messenger RNA. It is a transcript of the gene GABRG3, whose product is annotated as gamma-aminobutyric acid type A receptor subunit gamma3. The record is from RefSeq and is a predicted model, not a curated record. Gene Ontology annotation, molecular function: inhibitory extracellular ligand-gated monoatomic ion channel activity; GABA-gated chloride ion channel activity; GABA-A receptor activity. NCBI's taxonomy places the organism in Eukaryota, Metazoa, Chordata, Aves, Piciformes, Lybiidae. Gene Ontology annotation, biological process: nervous system process; gamma-aminobutyric acid signaling pathway; synaptic transmission, GABAergic. Gene Ontology annotation, cellular component: neuron projection; postsynapse; GABA-A receptor complex. The transcript has 9 exons. Bases 201 to 1433 code for a protein of 410 amino acids.